GCCAAGUUACUUCAACAGAUUGUUGAUAAGUCUAUCGUUAUGGCCUCUAGUAAACGUCCCUUCUCUGAGGAGGACUUCACGUGCCCUGUGUGUUGUGAUGUCUUUAAGGAGCCCGUGCUCCUGUUGUGUGGUCACAGCGCGUGCACCAGUUGUGUUAACCGGUACUGGGACACCAAAGGACAUAGAGAGUGUCCUCUUUGCAGGAAACGAUCCAAUAGAAACCCUCCUAUCAACCUGGCUCUGAAGAACCUGUGUCAGACCUUCCUGGAGGUCCGAGGAGAUCCCGAGACGCUCUGCGACAUCCACAGAGAGAAGCUGAAACUCUACUGUGUGAAUGACAGACAUGCAGCGUGUUUAAUCUGCAGAGAAUCUAGAAAACACUCACAACACUGCUUCAUCCCUGUCGACGAAGCAGCUUCUGAACUAAAGGAUGUUCUUAUGAGAUCACUGGAUACCUUGAAAAUGAAAAUGAAGAUCCUCCAAGAUGCCCAGUUUCACUGUCACCAAAAUGUAGCUCACAUAAAGCAACAAGCAGAAUACAUAAAGAAUCAGAUAAAGGAGGAGUUUAAAAAACUUCGAGAGUUUCUGCAAAAGGAGAAUAGAACCAUGAUGAAUCAGCUGAAAAAGGAUGAGCAGCAGAAGACACAAAGCCUGGAAAGCAAAAUAAAACGAAUGGAUGAAGAGAUAAACUCGCUCUCAGACACGAUUAAUGACAUAAGAAAAGAGCUUGAAUCGGAAGACAUCAAAUUCGUGAAGAAGUUUGACAAGACUUUGGCAAAAGCUCAGUACAAAGAUUUUGAUCCAAAUGUGGCCUCUGGUGAAGUUAUUGACGUCGCAAUGUACGUGGGAAAUCUACGGUUCAAACUCUGGAACAAUAUGCAGAGCAUCAUUAAAUACACUCCUGUGGUUUUGGAUCCAAACACAGCUCACUCGCAGCUCAUCCUGUCUGCAGAUCUGACCAGCGUGAGAGACAGUGAUGACGACCGUGAAGACAAGGCUGACAAACUCAGACCACCAGUUUUGGACACUCCUAAGAGAUUUAGGAGUUUGUGUGUGCUGGGUUCUGAGGGCUUCUCUGCAGGACUGCACUGUUGGGAUGUUGAUGUGAGAAACAACACCUUCUGGAUGCUCGGUGUGACCACAGAGUCUGUGCAGAGAAGAAAUCCCAAUGUUUUUCCCAGUGGAGCUUGUGGCAUUGGGUAUGAUGGUCAAAAGCUGUCUGCUUGGUCUCCUUGGGGUGUGUACACUCCUCUUACUUUCUCUGCCAAACCACGGAUGAUCAGAAUCCGUCUGGAUAUGGAUUUAUCAGAGGUGUGGUUCUUAGAUACUGCUAGCAAAACCGUUAUCCACAUGUUUACGCACCACUUCGCUGAGAAAGUCUUUCCAUUCUUCCACAGCAUGUGCAGCCUAUCUCCUCUGAAAAUCAUGCCUCUCGAGCCUUUUGUAGUGCUGGGGGACGUCCCCAAAAAAUGCCACACACAUUUCCAACUAUAAUCCAUAAUUAACGUUAUGUAUUUAUUCUGUUUUAGCAACUUGAAGAACAACAGAAUUAGUUCAGAGUACAGUCUGAAAUAUAUAGGCUGAUGUAGCAAGUACAAUGAAGCAUCAAUCCAGUUUUGUUUUGCUUUCUAUAUCUUUCAUGGCUAGAGGCAAAUCUGAUAAAGGUGUAUAACAGGACAUAAUGCGUCAACUGUUUGUUCAGAUUAAGACAUAAUGCUGGUACACUUUAAAAUGUUGAUCUUCUACUGUACAUCUUGGGUUCGAAUAGUUUUUCUUUUAACAGUUUGUGUUAUUAGUCAUAACUCUAACUCAGGUGACCGGCUCUUUCACUUUUCACCCUGGUUUUCCCCCAAUCUUUUGUCGAGAUUCUUAGUGACAAAUGUAGAAUACUAUGCCAAUGUUUUUUUUUCCGUUCUGAUGGGAUGAUUUGUUGAAAUGGCUUAGCACUUUCUGGUAAAUUGACAUUAUACAUGACAAUAAUUAUCAUGGAGCUAUUAUACAGAUAAAUACAGUGAUGUUUUAUUGAAACAAAAAUAAGACAAGGGUAUUGCACUAAUCCACCUCCUAAAUAGAAGCCUAUAUAGGUUUUAUUGCUAUUGAUUUAACUGAAUUAUUAUUCCUCCAAUACAUAUCUAUUUUUUUAAUCACGUCUUUCAAAAUUGCACUGAAGUAUUAAGCCAUCUAUGAAUUGGAUUUGUACCUGGAAUCUAAGUGAUUAUAAAAGAGUCAAAUGUAAAAAUGUAGCAUAGCCUGUACAUAUAUUCUUGACUUACAUUUAUCUCUGUACUGUAUGCCUGAGGACUGCACUUACGCACUUAUUCAUUCUUGCAUUUAAUUUGAUUUAGGUUUAUGAUUUUAUUCAUUUAAACAUUUAAUGUCCUUUGGUUUUAUAUAGUGUUCAAUAUCAGUUAUGGUUCCUGUUGGGAUGGUUGUUGUUGCAGCACGGACUGUAUUAAGUGGUGACACCAGUCGUUUCAUGUUGUUUGCAUGUGAGAGUACAGACCGGGUUUUGUUGUGUUCAAUAAAGCUAAGUGUACGCAACUAUA
Messenger RNA from Tachysurus vachellii, 2546 nucleotides. Its product is annotated as nuclear factor 7, brain-like. The record is from RefSeq and is a predicted model, not a curated record. The transcript has 6 exons. Bases 40 to 1494 code for a protein of 484 amino acids. Gene Ontology annotation, molecular function: zinc ion binding; protein binding. NCBI's taxonomy places the organism in Eukaryota, Metazoa, Chordata, Actinopteri, Siluriformes, Bagridae.